Molecule: messenger RNA, 2801 nt
Organism: Eurytemora carolleeae
Lineage: Eukaryota; Metazoa; Arthropoda; Copepoda; Calanoida; Temoridae
Product: mitogen-activated protein kinase 1
Exons: 11
Coding region: 49-1002 (317 amino acids)
Biological process (GO): intracellular signal transduction; protein phosphorylation
Cellular component (GO): cytoplasm; nucleus
Molecular function (GO): ATP binding; protein serine/threonine kinase activity
Source: RefSeq, a predicted model, not a curated record
UAUUAUUUUCAGAUAGAUUGAACCGUCAUAGGGAAUCGAUUGAAGAAAAUGGCGACGGAAAUGCAGCCUGCUAUGGCUGAUGAUAAACAGAGUGAUGUUACUAUUGUACGUGGACAACUGUUUACAUGUGGACCUCGCUAUACUGGACUACAGUAUAUCGGAGAGGGUGCGUAUGGAAUGGUUGUUUCGGCUCACGACAACGAAACUAAAACUAAGAUUCUACGUGAUCUAGCGGAGGUUCAUCUCAUAGGCAGGUUUAUCAGAGUAAUUAGCGCUACAGAUCCUAAGAAGAAUAUUCUCCGUGGACUGAAGUAUAUACACUCAGCUAACGUACUGCACAGAGAUCUCAAACCUUCAAAUCUUCUGUUGAACACAACAUGCGACCUUAAGAUUUGUGAUUUUGGUCUGGCCCGUGUAGCAGAUCCAGAUCAUGAUCAUACUGGGUUCCUCACAGAAUACGUUGCUACCAGAUGGUACAGAGCCCCAGAAAUUAUGCUGAAUUCAAAGGGUUACACUAAAUCUAUUGAUAUCUGGUCUGUUGGUUGUAUCCUGGCUGAGAUGUUGAAUAACCGACCAAUAUUCCCUGGAAAACACUACCUGGAUCAACUCAACCAUAUCCUGGGUAUCCUGGGCUCCCCCUCCCAGGAGGAUCUCAAGUGUAUCAUCAACGACAAGGCCAGGAGCUAUCUACAGACUCUACAGUAUAAACCUAAGGUCCCCUGGGCCAAGAUCUACGAGAAUGCUGACAGGAACGCCCUGGAUCUGCUGGAGAAGAUGUUAACCUUCAACCCUCACAAGAGGAUUCUAGUUGAGGAUGCUCUAGCCCAUCCUUACCUUGAACAGUAUUAUGACCCGGCUGAUGAACCUGUAGCAGAAGAACCGUUCAGGUUUGAGAUGGAGCUUGAUGAUCUACCGAAGGAGAAACUGAAGGAAUUAAUCUACGAGGAAACUGCAAACUUUACUCCUCGACCUUUAGUUGAUCAGGCAGAACCCAUGCAGUGAAUAUUCAACUUAGAUCAAGCAGAACUCAUGCAGUGAAUAUUCAACUUAGAUCAAGCAGAACUCAUGCAGUGAAUAUUCAACUUAGAUCAAGCAGAACUCAUGCAGUGAAUAUUCAACUAGAUCAAGCAGAACUAAUGCAGUGAAUAUUCAACUUAGAUCAAGCAGAACUCAUGCAGUGAAUAUUUAACUAAGAUCAAGCAGAACUCAUGCAGUGAAUAUUCAACUUAGAUCAAACAGAACUCGUGCAGUGAAUAUUCAACUUAGAUCAAGCAGAACCCAUGCAGUGAAUAUUCAACUUAGAUCAAGCAGAACUCAUGCAGUGAAUAUUCAACUAGAUCAAGCAGAACUCAUGCAGUGAAUAUUCAAUUAGAUCAAGCAGAACUCAUGCAGUGAAUAUUCAACUUAGAUCAAGCAGAACUCAUGCAGUGAAUAUUCAACUUAGAUCAAGCAGAACUUAAGUACUGAAUAUACUCUACAAUCUACAUAGACCUUCCUAGCUGACUCUGCGGCCGUAUUUUACAGAAUUUUAAUGUUCCAAGAUUUAGGGUUUUACUAAAUAAAACGUCACCAUAAGUAAAAGUAACAAAAAGUAACGUUUAUCAUACAGUUAGAAUUCCUGGAAAAAAAUAAAUCAAGAAGUGAAACAUUUUUUGGGGUUUUUACUUACUUAUUUAAACCUUGUCUCGAACCAAAGGACUAUCUCGUCAGACGUUUAAGAAGCUUGAAACCACAAACCAAAAAGGAUAAAGCAUCCCAGAUGCAUAAAUUCAGUUUUCUCUUCCAAGCUUUUCAAAACUUGAUCUUAAUAUAUACUUUUGUUGCAUUACUGGCACAUCAAAGCAAUUAAACAUUUUUUCAUCAAUUAAUCUAUAGUAUUCCUAUCAGUAAUUUUGUGAGGCCAAUUAAAAUUAACAAACUGCUAUUCUCAGUCCCAAUUUUUGUUUUUAUUUUCACCAUUAGCUUCGAAAAUUUGAAAAUGCAUGCCUCUUUUCUAAAAAAGAAUGAUGAGCGGGGGCUCUAAUCCUAUUUUACAAUUUAGGUUUAUCAGCUUGCAAGAAAAAACUUACCUGAGCCAGUGUCAAUUUAAAUUAUAUGAGUUUGUUAUAAAAAGCUAAUCAAUCUAUCAAUCAAUAAUCUGGAAUUAAAGAUAAAUUUUUAGUGGAGCCAACUUUAAACAAAUCUUUUAAUGAUAAUAUUAGUUUGUGAUUGAAACCGUUCUGUACUGCUGUACACGUACGGUGAUGUAGAAUUUAUGAUGGAAUAUCAAUACAGCUCGAAAUUGUACUGCAAAGUGCAGCUUUUAUUGUACUGUGUACAUUGAAAUUGAAUGUCAUUAAGCCCAAUUUUAUAAAUAUUUUUUGUUGUUUUAUUCUGCUUUUUCUUGUCUGUUAGCUGUUCACCAUUAUUACUGUACAGUUUAAGUGACACGCACAUUAUCUUUUCUUGUUUUUAAUGUAUUAAAAUUAGUUUUUUUUUACUUAAAAACAAUUAAAUCUUUAUUGUCCAGCGUAUUCAAAAUUGUUUAAAAGCGUAACAUCUAAAAAAAUGGUAUUGCAUCAUUGUACGUAACCAUUUUGUACAAGAGGAAACCGGUGUACAUACAAAGGACUGGAUAGAAUGGCAAUUAUGUACAAAAAUUAGAUAAUUAAGCUAAUUAUAUUCAAGUUUAUUGAAUACCAUGAGAAAGUAUUCAAGAUAUUUUUAAACUGCUGCAUUUUAAGUCUUCUUGUUGAUAAAUUAUAUAUAUACACAUAUAUAUGUUUAAUAAGUAUUUUAUUCAAAUAAAUGUUAAAAUUUUU